Messenger RNA from Linum trigynum, 285 nucleotides. The record is from the annotation of a GenBank genome assembly. NCBI's taxonomy places the organism in Eukaryota, Viridiplantae, Streptophyta, Magnoliopsida, Malpighiales, Linaceae.
AUGGCUACGCGAACACCACCGAUGUUGCCGGUGGGAGCUGGAAAACCACCGCACAACACUAGUGGCAUAAGGCGACCCCCUGAGGGAUCCUCGACUCCGGACGGGAAGAGUGCGAAGGAAACGGUGCAGCCGAAGAAGAAAGCGAGAGCCCUGAACCUGGACGAUACGACGACCGAGGUUGAGGACGCGGCUGAAGCUGAGAUGGACACGGACAAGGAAAAGAGUACGAAACCUCCAGCCUGGGAGGGAUGGAGGGGAAAGAGUUUCAACGAAGUUGUGCAGUAG